Molecule: messenger RNA, 2342 nt
Organism: Rattus norvegicus (Norway rat)
Lineage: Eukaryota; Metazoa; Chordata; Mammalia; Rodentia; Muridae
Gene: Cfap300
Product: cilia and flagella associated protein 300
Cellular component (GO): axoneme; cytoplasm
Source: RefSeq, a predicted model, not a curated record
GCCCCCGGAACGUGGUGCGUCUCCUCCAGCUGUGUCGCUAUGGAAACGAGUACUACUUUCUUUCCCGUGGCCGUAAGCACGAUGGCGACUGGGGAGCCGCGGGAUAGAGGCGGCUACUACUUCAGAUUCCUACCUCAGAGAACCUUCUCGUCCCUGAGCGCCCGGGAGAUCACCAACAGGCUCCGCCAGUGGUCCAUGUUGGGAAGAAUCCAGGCUCAGGCGUUCGGCUUCGACCAGACGUUCCAGCCCUACCAAAAGGAUGAUUUUGUCACGGCUUUUUUCAAAGACCCAAAUGUUAUCCCACAUUUGCAGCUACUCGCAGAAUCUUCUGGACAGUGGACUACAUUAGGCACUGAAGUGAAAAGAAUUGAAGCUAUAAAUGUUCCAUGCACACAACUUUCAAUGUCAUUUUUCCAGCGGUUAUAUGAUGAAAAUAUUGUACGAGAAAGUGGACACAUUGUCAAGUGCCUAGAUUCUUUCUGUGAUCCGUUUCUCAUUUCAGAUGAACUGAGAAAAGUUUUGCUCAUGGAAGACUCAGAAAAAUAUGAAGUCUUCAGCCCAGUGGAAAGAGAAGAGUUCCUGUUCUGUCUUUUUAAGCAUCUCUGCCUCGGAGGGUCCCUUUGUCAGUAUGAAGAUGUGCUAAAGCCUUAUCUGGAGACGGCAAAGCUGAUCUAUAAGGAUCUGGUGAGGACUCUCUGGGUGUGUGCUACCCUUCACCUAAAGAACAUGAGCAGACAUUCUCAUAUUUCGUUGUGGACCCCAUCAAGCGACACGUGAAUGUCCUGUAUCAUUGCUAUGGUGUAGGGGAAAUGGCUUAGUGCUGUUUAUAAGCCAUCUGUUAGCACUGCUCCUUAGUUCAUGGUGUCUCUGUGUUAGCCCUAAUGGGUAGAUAAAAGGGCUCUUUGCAGACCAAUCAAAGGCCACUGUAAAGAGCCCAUUUUGAGCUGAAGAGAGCAAACACCAAAGUGCCUUUCUCUAAAUUUGUCCAACAUACUCAUGCUAGAAUCCCCGAUAGAUCUGUACCAAGUAGAAAGUCACAGGUUCAUGUUCAUUCUGUUAAGAUGCAGCCACAUCCCUAAUUUCCUUCUUUAAAAAUUGUUUUUAGUUUUUUGAGGUAGUGUCUCAUGUACCCUAGGAUAGGUGAGCCUUGAAUUCAGUAUGUAGCUGAGGAUAGUCUUGAACUCCUGAUUCUCUUGCCUCUACCUCUUGAGUGUUGUAAUACAAACAUGUACCACCAGGCCUGGCUCUAUGUUACUGUUUGGGAAGCUAAUUGAUUCUGGAUUAGAAUAGAAACAUUAAACAUCUCUACCACCAGCCAUUAAUGUGAAUUAAUAUGAUUUUUUUACUUCAGUUCAUGUAAUUACAUUUUUAUCAUUGCAGAAAGGUAUAUGUCUUGUUGGCAUGACAGUGCACACCUUCAAUCUCAAUGCUCAGGAGGGAGCAGCAUCGUUUCUCUAUGAGUUCAAGGCCAUUCUGAUCUACAGAAACAAGUUCUAGGCUACUCAGGACUACACAGAGAAACCCUGUCUUGAAAAGUAAAAGGGGGAGUUCGGGGUUGGGGUAAAGAGAUGGCUCAGCAAUCAAGAGCACCGACUGCUCUUCCACAGGUCCUGAGCUCCCAGCAACCACAUGGUGGCUCACAACCAUCUGUAAUGGGGAUCUUAUGCCUUCUUCUGGUGUGUCUGAAGAUAGCUACAGUGUACUCAUAUGCAUAAUAAAAAUAAAUAUUUAAAAAAGUAAAAAAGGUUUAUAUCUCUACAGAUAGGAAAAACAGAAUUCUUUUGCUUCAUUUUUUUUCCACCUAAAAUCCUCACUUAAAAAUAAUUGUAAACUCUUGGAGCUACAGAAAUGGUGUGACUAAGAGUACUAACUGUUCUUCCAGAUGGUGCAUGUUUAAGUUCCCAUCACCCACAAGGCAGCUCACAACUGUCUGUAACUCUACGUCCAGGGGACCUGACAAAACACCAAUGCAUAUAAAAUAAAAAUAAAUUUUAAAAUAAUUGUUAAUUCUUAUAAUAUAACAAAUUAAACCUCUGGCUGCCACCCAGUUUCCAAUUGACAUAAAGUAGUGAUAUAUACACUGUGGGGUACACGGCAGGGGUUAACACUGGAACCCAGCAUUCGUGCGUGCCAGGCAACUGCUCUACUCACUGUGAUACGUCAGCACAAGGCUUCACGCAGGUCAGGCUGGCCUCCAACCUGAUGUACCAACCAUGACCUUGAACUCUUGAUCCUCCUGCCCCUACAUCCUAAGUGCUGGGGUUACAGUUAUAGGCCACCAAGAACUGUCUAGUCCUUAAAUUUUAAUUCUAUAAUUACAAUAAAUCUUUUUUGAAAAAUUC